Polistes dominula (European paper wasp) is the source of this 1572-nucleotide messenger RNA. RefSeq names its product RIO kinase 2 (gene RIOK2). Gene Ontology annotation, biological process: maturation of SSU-rRNA; protein phosphorylation. Gene Ontology annotation, molecular function: ATP binding; protein serine/threonine kinase activity. The record is from RefSeq and is a predicted model, not a curated record. Lineage: Eukaryota; Metazoa; Arthropoda; Insecta; Hymenoptera; Vespidae. Gene Ontology annotation, cellular component: cytosol; preribosome, small subunit precursor; nucleus.
UCUUGUUAUCUAGGCUCCGUGGUUUGGUAGAGAGGUAGAAGCACAUGUACACAAAUAACUUUUAAAGUUGUAUAUUUAUUAGAAUUAAAUUAUGGGGAAGUUAAAUGUAACGAUGUUACGUUAUUUAACGCGGGAAGAUUUCCGUGUAUUGACGGCAAUUGAAAUGGGUAUGAAAAAUCAUGAGCUUGUACCAGCUUCACUUGCUGCGCAAAUAGCAAAUUUACGUUAUGGUGGUGUUCAUAAAUUGUUGAAGGAAUUAUGUAAACAUCGAUUACUCAGUUAUGAAAGAGGGAAACAUUAUGAUGGUUAUCGCUUGACAAAUGCUGGUUAUGAUUACUUAGCCUUAAAAGUACUGGUACAAAGAGGUGUUGUUGGUUCUUUUGGAAAUCAAAUAGGUAUUGGAAAAGAGUCUAACAUUUACGUAGUGGCAGACGAAGAAGGAAAUCCACUUUGUUUGAAAUUACAUAGAUUAGGUAGAACAUGUUUCCGAAACAUCAAAGGAAAAAGAGAUUAUCAUCAACACAGAAAAUCUGCAUCGUGGUUAUAUCUGUCUCGAAUAUCUGCAACAAGGGAAUUUGCCUAUAUGCAAGCACUCAUGGAUAGAGGAUUUCCAGUACCAAAACCAAUUGAUUUUAAUCGACAUUGUGUUGUUAUGGAGCUGGUUGAAGGUGGACCUUUGUGUGAAGUUCAUGAAGUAAAUGAUGUGGAAGAAUUGUAUGACGAAUUAAUGAAUUUAAUCAUCAAAUUUGGCAAUCAUGGUGUUAUCCACGGUGAUUUUAAUGAAUUUAAUAUUUUGAUUACGGAUGAUGGUAAACCGAUUAUUAUUGAUUUUCCACAAAUGAUUUCUACCGAGCAUGAAAAUGCAGAACAUUAUUUUGAACGUGAUGUCAAUUGUAUUCGUGAUUUCUUUAGAAGAAGGUUUGGAUAUGAAAGUGAACUUUAUCCAACAUUUAAAGAUAUUCUACGAGAAGAUUGUAUUGACAUAGAAAUUAAAGCUAGUGGUAUAACAAAACAAAUGGAAAAAGAUGUUUUAAUGGAAAUGGGUUUUGAAACGAAUGAAGAUGAAGAAACUUCUAAGAUUGAUAAUGAUGAUGAUGAUGAUGAUGAUGAUGAUGGUAAUAAUGAUGAUAAUGAUGAUAAUAAUGAUGAUGAUGAUGAUGUUGUCGAUGUUAGUGCUGGUGAUAUUGCUAAUGAUAAUAGUAAAGAAUCCAAUUUCGAACAUGAUAUAAAUGAAUUAAGAUUACGAGUGGAACAAUCGAUGAAAGAAGUUGAUUCUUCAGAAGAAAAUGUUAAUGAAGAUGCAAGGACUACUAGAAGUGCUGUUAGUACUAUUAUAUCACCAGAUGAUAUAAAAAAGAGAACAAAACGAUCUUUAGAAAAACGAGAAAAAAAGAGUCAAUCUAGAAAGAUUCUAGUAAAAGGUGAAGCUAGUGCAGUAACUAGAGUUAGAAGGGAAAAUAGAGAUGUUAUCAAACAAUCAACUGAAGGUAUAUGGGGCUAUGAUUAAUGUAAGAUUAUUUUUCUUUUUUUUUUUUGAAUAAUUAUAACAAUAACAAAAUUAAUGUCUUUUUA